AUGAGUGCUGAUUUUGGAAGCAGACACAGUAGCAUUACGACCAGAUCAAAUGAUUUUUACGAUUUUGUGGAAGAAUACAACAACAAACAAAUUGAUUUUAACAAUAAUUCGAAAUUUAACCUAUCAGAAUUGAGUCUAUCAAAGCUACUUAAUAUAUCAUACAAUUGGUGUUGUGCCUACGUUAACAAAGUGGAUGAUGAUUUGGUGGCGAAACCGCAGACAUCUCCACUAGCCCUUGCUUUGGUUUGGGUUGCUGCCAUGGAGAAUAACGAAGUGGGUAUGGCAGAUCGGAAGUCAUUUUUUGAAUGUAUUUUGAACAAAAAAAUUGAGCUGAAAACGCCAUUAACUUUUUCACAACAAAAUGUUUUAAAGACUUGGUUGACCAGUCUAAACAUUGAACAUGUGACAACUGUACAGUGUAUAGAAACCUCUAGUAAAGAAACCAUUGAAAGUUAUUUAGAAAGUAUUGAAAAUAGAAGUUCAAAUUCGAACACUUUUGUUGUCAAUUGUGGAGUCCCAAUAAUGGCAAUAGGAAUGGGUCAAUUUGGAUUGGAGUGUUUUUUACCCGAAAAAAAAGGUUCAUUAGGUCCAGGAAUUCACUUUUUUAAAAAUGCAAGCGAAAUAUCCAAAACCUUAAUUGAUAAUGGAAUGAAGGCAAAAUUAUGGAUUUUAAAAUUCCCAGGAAGAUCAAUUAAUGGAAUAUUUUCAAGUCUAUCUAUUGCAUCUGAAAUAUCGCAUUAUUCAAAUUUCAAAGAAAAUGCAGCGGCAUUUGACCCAAAAAGGAAUGCAAAAUUGGCGUAUUUGGCGCUUAAGCGAGCUCGGCGCAACGCCGGGCAAUCCGUAUUAUUUCCCCCCACUAAAUCUUAG
Babesia microti strain RI is the source of this 867-nucleotide messenger RNA. RefSeq lists its product as hypothetical. The transcript has 5 exons. The coding region runs from base 1 to 867 and encodes 288 amino acids. Lineage: Eukaryota; Apicomplexa; Aconoidasida; Piroplasmida; Babesiidae. The record is from RefSeq and is a predicted model, not a curated record.